Stegodyphus dumicola is the source of this 5647-nucleotide messenger RNA. RefSeq names its product dual oxidase-like. Gene Ontology annotation, molecular function: calcium ion binding; peroxidase activity; heme binding. Gene Ontology annotation, biological process: response to oxidative stress. The record is from RefSeq and is a predicted model, not a curated record. NCBI's taxonomy places the organism in Eukaryota, Metazoa, Arthropoda, Arachnida, Araneae, Eresidae.
GUCGCCGCUAGGUUCCGAGCUCCUUCUUUCUUACCUGUGCCACGACUAUUCCGGCUUCCAUUCGACACUUACACCUCGGGCCUCUUAAAAAAAAAAAUUUUUUUUUUUGUUUUUAGUAAAAAAAAACCCGUUCUUUUUAAAACGUCUCUAACUCGCGAUGAUACAACAGAACUGCCGCCGAUGAGCGACAUUUUUUACAAUAACAAGAACGUACCGUUUAGACCACCAAGUGUUCAGGAAUCAAAUAAUAACAGAAGAGUUUUGUGGUGUGUCAACUCGGUGAGAGCACGGGACAAAUUUUUUUUUUUUUUUUGUCCGGAGUGUUCUUGUAAGGCAUGAAGUUAGUGACUACUAGUUGGUCGUGGGCUUGUAUAAGAUCACUGGCCUUAGUGAUUUAUCUCUUGACCUUGGUAACAUCACAGAAGGUAAAAGAUGAUGAUCAAAUACGAAUGUACACUCAUACAGAAAAGCAGCGAUAUGAUGGUUGGUACAAUAACCUAGGUCAUCCAGAUUGGGGCUCUGUUGAGAGUCAGCUGACAAGAAAGACGCCGGCAUACUAUUCAGAUGGAGUUUACAUGUUGGCUGGCAUGGACAGGCCAAGCCCCAGGAAGUUAAGUCAAGCUCUGAUGCGAGGAGAAGAUGGUUUACCUUCCCUUAGAAAUUUAACAGCACUUUUUACAUUUUUUGGUCAGGUUGUGACGUCUGAAAUCUUGAUGGCUAGUGAGGCGGGAUGCCCGAUCGAGUUACACAAGAUAGAAAUCGAUACGUGUGAUGAUACUUACGACAAGUCCUGUAGGGGGCACAAGUUUAUGCCCUUCCAUAGAGCUUUGUAUGAUUCCAAAACAGGACAGUCGCCAAACAGUCCAAGAGAGCAGUUGAACCAAAUGACGAGUUGGAUCGAUGGGAGUUUCGUUUACAGUACGAGUGAGGCUUGGGUGAAUAGUAUGAGAUCUUUUGAAAAUGGGACACUCAUAUCUGAUUCAAGUGGUCAAUUCCCUCCAAGGAACUAUGCAAGGGCGCCCCUCAUCAACUUUCCUCCUGCAAGAUAUUUGGGGACGUUGAGCCCUGAACGGAUGUUCUUAUUGGGAGAUCCAAGGUCUAACCAGAAUCCAGCUCUUCUAGCAUUUGGUAUUGUGUUUUUCCGAUGGCAUAAUGUUAUGGCGAAGAGGAUUCAAGAUGAACAUCCUGACUGGUCUGACGAAGAUGUUUUCGAAAGAGCAAGAAGAUGGGUCAUUGCUUCUUUGCAGAAUAUUAUCCUUUAUGAAUACGUCCCAACACUACUGGAAGAAGAAAUUUCCCCUUACAAAGGAUACAAGCCGGAUGUCCACCCUGGAAUCAGUCACGUCUUCCAGAGUGCCGCUUUCAGAUUUGCCCAUACCAUGAUACCACCCGGACUUUAUCGAAGAGAUGGAAACUGUAACUUUAAAAAUACCAUAAGUGGAUACCCAGCCAUUCGUCUCUGCUCGACGUGGUGGAAUUCUGAGGAAGUUCUUCUCGAGUCUGGAGUGGAGGAGCUCUUGAUGGGUAUGGCAUCUCAAGUAUCGGAGAGGGAAGACGCUAUCCUUUGUAGCGAUGUCCGAGAUAAAUUAUUCGGUCCCAUGGACUUCACAAGACGAGAUUUGGCAGCUUUAAACAUUAUGCGUGGACGAGACAAUGGGUUGCCCGAUUAUAAUACAGUUCGCCAUUACUUCCAGCUACCAGUUCUGGGCAAUUGGUCUGAAAUCAAUCCUAAAUUGUAUGAGCUAAAACCAGAGAUGUUCGAAGCACUAAAUAAGGCUUAUGAUGGUAACAUGGAAAACAUUGACUUAUACAUAGGAGGCAUGUUGGAAACAGAACUUGAUGGUCGACCAGGACCAUUAUUCAGAAGAAUCAUCAAAGAGCAGUUUGAGCGAUUGAGGGAUGCUGACCGCUUUUGGUUUGAGAACACAGCCAACGGUAUUUUUACAGAAUCAGAAAUCGAAGAGAUAAAAAAACUGAAGUUACGAGAUGUGCUGAUUCACGCUACUGGUAUUAAAGACCCAGAUGUACAGAAAAAUAUUUUCUUUUGGAAAGAAGGGGAUAUAUGCCCCCAACCUGCUCAGCUCAACGGAUCCAUGAUGGAGCCAUGUCUUAUGCUUGAUGGCUAUGAUUAUUUCCACGGAAACGAAGUGGCGUACAUCUAUUCUUGUAUUAUCCUAGCUUUUAUCCCCAUCGUGUGCGCUGGUAUGGGCUAUGGUGUUAUAAAACUUCAGAAUAAACGUCGCCGAGAAAUAAAACUGAAGAAAGAUGCGAAUACAGACAAAAACUUUGAUAAACUGUAUGUGAAAGAGUGGCUGCACCAGAACCACAAACGAUGCGUCAAAGUCAAGAUAGGACCCGAUGAAAUAAUUUCGACCGUCAAUCGCAAGGGAGAAGUCUUGCGGAAGAUAGAUUUCAAGUCGGUUAAUGUUCUUGUAGUAGAAGUAACGAGAGACACUCAUAAAAAGCCCAUGCUACUUAUUAGAUCACCAAGAGAUCAUGAUUUGGUUCUUCAAUUCGAAAACCAGCAGGGCAGAAAAAAAUUCUUACACAAGCUCGAAAACUUCCUGGUUAGUCGAAACAAGACGCUUGAGACAAUACAGAUGAACAGAGAAGCCAUGCUGGCCAAUGCCGAAACCAAAGAAAAGAGACAGAAAAGGCUAGAACACUUUUUCAGGGAAGCCUAUGCAUUGACUUUCGGCUUGAAGCCAGGAGAAAGAAGAAAACUAGAGGACAUCGGCAGUGAUAUCAUCAUGGUAAUGCGAACGUCACUGUCCAAAAAUGAAUUCGCCGAUGCCCUGGGCAUGAAACCUGAUUCAUUAUUCGUCAAAAGAAUGUUUAACUGUGUUGAUAAGGAUAAAGAUGGUCAGAUAAGUUUCCAAGAAUUUUUGGACACCGUGGACUUAUUCUCUAGAGGUAAAACUGAAGCCAAACUACGAGUUAUUUUUGAUAUGUGUGACGAUGAUGGAAACGGUGUUAUCGACAAACAAGAACUAACGAAAAUGCUGAGAUCCCUAGUAGACAUUGCCAAGACGAACUCUCUGGGAGAGGAUCAGGUGAUGGAACUCAUUAAAGGAAUGUUUGGAACUGCAGGCUUGGACUCUAAAGAUAAAUUGAACUAUGAUGAUUUUAAGGUGUUGAUGAAGGAAUUCAAAGGAGAUUUUAUUGCUAUUGGGCUAGAUUGCAAAGGAGCGAAGCAAAAUUUCUUGGAUACUUCAACUAAUGUUGCAAGGAUGACAAGUUUCCAAAUUAAUCAUCACCAAGAAGAGAGAAAAAAUUAUUGGCGGAUGAAAUAUAAUCACAUAGCAACAUUCUUGGAAGAAUAUAGGCAGCAUAUUUUCUACCUUUUUGUGUUCUACGUCAUUAAUGUUGUUUUAUUUUUAGAAAGAUUUAUCUAUUAUAGUUAUUUUACGGAACAUAUGGACCUGCGUCACGUGAUGGGUGUAGGAAUUGCCUUCACGCGGGGUUCUGCAGCUGCUCUCUCCUUCUGUUACUCCGUCCUGCUUCUAACCAUGUGCCGGAACCUCAUCACGAAAAUCCGAGAGACAUCGUUACAGCAGUUCAUUCCCCUCGAUUCACAUGUCCAGUUUCAUAAAAUCGUCGCUCUUACAGCUCUGUUCUUCACGGUUGUUCACAGUGUAGGACACUACAUCAAUUUUUAUCAUGUCUCCACUCAACCUCUGGAUCACCUUCGAUGUUUAACACAAGAAAUGCAAUUUGAGUCUGAUUUCAAGCCCACCAUUGCAUUCUGGCUUUUUCGAACGGUGACCGGAAUCACAGGUGUCUUACUUUUCAUAAUCGUGUGUAUUAUAUUUAUAUUUGCCCAUCCCAAGAUCCGCCAAAAAGCUUACAGUUAUUUUUGGACUACCCACAGUCUGUAUAUUUUGCUGUACAUACUCUGUCUUAUUCAUGGUUUAGCUAAGCUUACUGGUAACCCUCGAUUUUGGAUGUUUUUCGUUGGGCCCGCUAUUGUUUUCACUUUAGACAAAAUUAUCAGUCUGCAAACCAAAUAUAUGGAGCUGGAAAUAAUAGAAACAGAAUUGUUGCCUUCAGAUGUAACGAAGGUAAAAUUCGCCCGGCCACCGAAUUUCAAAUACCUGUCCGGUCAAUGGAUCCGGCUGAGUUGUACAGCUUUCCGAAAUGCCGAGUACCAUUCUCUGACACUGACUUCAGCGCCUCAUGAGAAUUACUUAUCUGUGCACGUCAAAGCUCAGGGUCCAUGGACGUGGAAACUGAGAAAUUACUUCGAUCCAAAUAAUCUAAGUGAUGGACCUCUUCCAAAAGUCCGCCUGGAAGGUCCUUAUGGUGGAGGCAAUCAAGACUGGUACAAGUUCGAAGUUGCUAUCAUGGUCGGGGGCGGAAUAGGCGUUACGCCUUAUGCCUCGAUCCUUAACGACCUCGUUUUUGGUACCUCUACUAACAGAUAUUCUGGAGUAGCUUGCAAAAAGGUUUACUUCCUGUGGAUUUGUCCCUCCCACAGGCAUUUCGAGUGGUUCAUCGAUGUGCUGCGAGACGUUGAAAGAAAAGAUGUCACAAACGUUCUCGAAGUUCAUAUCUUCAUCACGCAAUUCUUCCACAAGUUCGAUUUGAGGACUACUAUGCUGUACAUUUGUGAAACUCACUUCCAGAGAAUAUCAAAUUGCAGCAUGUUCACGGGACUUAAAGCUGUUAACCACUUUGGAAGGCCAGAUAUGACAGCGUUCCUCAAAUUUGUGCAGCAGCAACAUACCUAUGUCAGUAAAGUCGGCGUUUUCAGCUGUGGACCCUCUGCUAUGACGAAGAACAUAACGAAAGCCUGUGAAACUGUGAAUAAGAACCGAAAACUGCCUUACUUCAUACACCACUUUGAGAACUUUUAACAAAAUCCUCGAGAAAGUGGAAAAAAUUCCAUUCAGUCAAUGCUGAUUAUGAGUGCUUUCAAGUCCUAUUGAAAGCAAUAAGCCAAAAAGGAAGACAUUUACUGCAUACGAACGUUUGUAAAUAUGAAUAUGGAUUAGAAAUGUAAGCUUCGAGUGUAAUUUUGAGUAUUUGGCAGAAAAUGGGAAAAUAAGAUAGUCCGCCAAAAGUCUCGCCAGAUUUGAAUUUGGUGAGGAAAUUAUUGGCUAUGUUUUACGCCUUUGAUAAGAAAUGUUAAUAUGCGAGACACCAUGCAGCAUUUUUCUAUGUGAUGAUGAAUGCGUUUUUGUCAUGAACAUUUUUUCAAAUCGUGCUGGGAAUUUUAGUAUUUAAUGACAGUUUUACAAAGAUGCAGUAGUAUUUUUCAUAACAAACUUUGGUGCUAUUGGGAAGUUUAUAUUUUCUCGUUAAGGCUUUCCAAAUCCGAAUUGUUACAUUCAAUACGUGCUUAAAGUCGUUGGGAAUAUGAAAUACGAAGUUUUUAAAGGAAGCAUAUAGUCAUUUCUAUGUGGAAUAAAAUUUAUAAAUACAUUGCAGAAAUGUUAAUUGAAGAAUGAAUUUUUAUGUUAUUGCUUUUAAAUAUUUAUAGCAGUCUACUAUGAUAGUUAAAAAUGUUGCAUAAUUUAGAUAAAUUUUAAUGUUACUAAAUUAUAUUGUAGAUUAUUGUUUUCAUGCUUGCCAAGUUAUGUGUUUUAAAAAUUUUAUACGAAACCAGUUGUUUUACAUUUAAAAAUUAAAAUAUAUAUUGAGCUCA